Messenger RNA from Talaromyces amestolkiae, 1440 nucleotides. RefSeq lists its product as uncharacterized. The record is from RefSeq and is a predicted model, not a curated record. NCBI's taxonomy places the organism in Eukaryota, Fungi, Ascomycota, Eurotiomycetes, Eurotiales, Trichocomaceae. The transcript is spliced from 4 exons. The coding region runs from base 1 to 1440 and encodes 479 amino acids.
AUGGUUACGGACUAUCCCCAGACCAUCUUCAAGUACCAGCAUUCUCACCAUCACCUCUACAUUUUGCUGAAAACAGCCCGCGAGAAAUCGGUCUGGCAUGCUAUAGUCGCCUUGGGCUCGCUGCAUGAGAGGUUUGUUGAGAAGGAGCGGGAACUGAGUGGGCUUGAUUUUCUGCGUCGCGAACAAGACGCGUUUACGAUUCGUGAAUAUUCGACGGCAAUCAGGGCCCUUUUGAGCCCGUCUGACCAGAUGAACGACAGGUCUGUGGCUAGCGGUUUUGGGAAUGUUACUAUAGACAUUCUUUCCGGCCAUUACACCUCCGCCGUCAACCACGUUCGAAGCGGCAUCAAAAUCCUCCAUGAUGUCUACUAUGAUGCCGGCUGUGGCGUAUUUCGGCAUCCCCAUUUGCUUCCAUCCACGGUGUCAAACCUGGAAAUUGAAAGUAUACGCAAGAUUUUUGUCUAUUUACACACUCAAACGUCGACUUUGACACGCAUCGAGGUAGACGUCCCAGCACACAGUCCUCUCAAUACACCCGAAACAUCCGAGACGCCCUUCCCAUCAAAUAUCCAAAUCCCAGAAUCAUUCACCUCCGUCGCAGAAGCAGCCGCCAGUCUAAACUCGCUGAAGCGCAGCUAUAUAAUCCACUACCGCAACAUCAUGCAGGCCGUCUCAAUCGGCAAAGCGCCCGAAACAUCCGAAUAUCUGUUCGAGCAAAUCGGAUCCUCGGUUCCGCGAUGGUGUGCCGCUUUCGCGCGUUUCGAGGAGUCGCGCAGACACUUGCAUGAUGGAGAGCAAACUGGGUUGAAGAUCGUCAAGAUUCAUCAGUUGCAUAUGGUGAUGUAUUACGAGUACGCGCGGGCUAGUGAGAGGGCGUUAUACCGGAAUGAACGCUCGCUGUUCUCCUGGGAUGACUAUAACGAUCAAUUCGCAGAGAUGGUUUCGAUGGCAGCUUCAGUCGUCGGAAAUAGUCACGGAACUUAUUCAUCACCACAAGGCGGCCAAAUCCAGCCAGUCUUCUGUCUUGAUGAUGGCGUCUUGGCGCCGCUAUAUGAAGUCGCGACCCUCUGCCGUGAUCCAGCGAUUCGCCGACGGGCUGUAGAUAUCUUGCGGUCGGCGCCGCGGCAGGAAGGCUUGUUUAAUAGUCAUCUGCUCGCAAUGGUCGCCGAGAAAGCUAUCGCCAUCGAAGAGAAAGCUGCAAUCACAGCUUCCGGCAGCAUGGAUUAUGUCUCCAUUGUCACCAACACUAAGCCAGAAAACCCUGACGCUAGUAAUGCUGUAAUUACGGACAGUCUUCAAAUCCCCGAGUCCGUGCGUCUGGUCUAUGCAUUUCCGAAAUUCGAUCUGACUCAAAAACGGAUUUCGUUGACGAUUGGGCCGUCGACGACCAGGGAGAUUGAUAUUCCGUGGCCGGCAUUGGACUUUUUGGUAGGCAGAUGA